Gryllus bimaculatus (two-spotted cricket) is the source of this 843-nucleotide messenger RNA. The record is from the annotation of a GenBank genome assembly. NCBI's taxonomy places the organism in Eukaryota, Metazoa, Arthropoda, Insecta, Orthoptera, Gryllidae.
AUGUUUUUUGAUUGUACUGGCUUAUUAGCUGGUCUUGCAGCAUCUGUCAUUACGAGAUGGAGAGCUAAUGAUAAGUUUUCUUAUGGUUACGUGCGAGCAGAAGUUCUGGCAGGCUUUGUAAAUGGUCUCUUCUUGCUCUUUAUUGCUUUUUUUAUAAUGUCAGAAGCAGUGGAAAGAGCAAUAGAACCUCCAGAAGUGAAACAUGAGAGGUUGUUUUUAGUGUCUGUUUUAGGUCUGAUUGUGAAUUUGGUUGGUAUUUAUGCAUUUCAGCAUGGUCAUGGACAUUCACAUGGGGGAGGUGGAGGUCAUGGUCAUUCUCAUGGUGGACACACUCAUUCACAUUCGCAUUCCCAUGGAGAUCAUUCACACAGUCAUUCUUCCGGCGAUUUUAGUGGUAGCAAUUCUCAAAUCAUGAAAGGUGUAUUUUUGCAUAUUCUUGCAGACACUCUUGGGAGUGUUGGAGUAAUCAUAUCUGCAGUAUUGAUGCAAGCAUUUGGUUGGAUGAUAGCGGAUCCUAUUUGUUCAAUGUUUAUUGCCAUUUUGAUAGCUCUCAGUGUGUUGGCUCUUAUUAAAGAUUCAGUAUUUAUAUUAAUGCAACGGCAACCUACAGCAUUAGAUACUGUGCUUCCUCAAUGUUAUCAAAAAGUUAUGCAGUUGGCUGGAGUAUAUAGUGUACAAGAACCCCAUUUCUGGACAUUGUGUAGUGAUGUGUAUGUUGGUGCACUUAAAUUGGAAGUGUCAAAAGCAGCAGAUCCAAAAUAUGUUGUCAGUCAUACACACAUGAUAUUUGCUUCCGUUGGUGUGAAACAGCUGUACGUACAGUUAGAUUAUGCACCCAUGUGA